Xyrauchen texanus (razorback sucker) is the source of this 2905-nucleotide messenger RNA. RefSeq names its product FXYD domain containing ion transport regulator 3 (gene fxyd3). The record is from RefSeq and is a predicted model, not a curated record. The coding region runs from base 1283 to 1552 and encodes 89 amino acids. Gene Ontology annotation, cellular component: membrane. Gene Ontology annotation, biological process: regulation of sodium ion transmembrane transporter activity. The transcript is spliced from 10 exons. Lineage: Eukaryota; Metazoa; Chordata; Actinopteri; Cypriniformes; Catostomidae. Gene Ontology annotation, molecular function: sodium channel regulator activity.
UGAGACAUUCACAUGCUGUAAGUUUGAAAUUGACAGCUGACUGGCAGCUGACUGUUGCUUUUUUUAGACUAUGACGGGCUGAGGAUUGCAGGAUUGGUCUUCACAGCCUUUCUCGUAGCAGGAGGGGUUGGAGUUCUAUGUUGGGGGCAGUGCAAACCAAAAAGAAAGGAUGAUGAAGACGCAAGCAAAAUCUAAGGAUCAAGGGAAUGUUUGAAAGUUUUUAAACAAGAAAAGUUUUUAAAAUGUUUUUUUCAUUUUCUUUUUCUAACUAGAAACUGUAGAUUGUUAACUAGCUCCACUUAUUAACUGUACUCUAUUGUAUGUAAGUUCCCUACUGAAAAGACUAGCUGGUUUGUUCUGGUUUAAUGCUGGUCUAGCUGGUAGACAAGCUUAGCCAUGCUUUUCACUAGCAAAACUAAACAGCUAAAGUUGGUUGACCAGCAUGUUCUUUCUGGUGAAGCUGAUUCCCCAAAGAAGUCUUGCGGGUUAAGCUGGUUGAAAAGCCUAAUGGAGACACCGGCAUGCAAAACAUAACAUAUAAUGUUGACCAGCAAUGCUGGUCUUUUCAACAGGGUUUUCAAUUCUGUUUCAACAAUUGUCAACUAUUUAAUUUAUACAUUAAUUUGUAUCACAGCCCCUAUCAAAAUUGAACUGCUGCAUAUCAUUCUAUAAAUUCAAAGUUCUCUAUUCAAGUGGAUAAAGUUGUGGUUAAUAAAGGUUCUCAGUUAUGCUCCCGUAAUUUAAAAUUUUGGAGUCAUUUAUAUGCCCCAGGUUAUUUUGAUGUGAACACUGGUGCCCCUUUUGAAAAACUAACCUUUUCAAACGCUUGCUUCAAAAGGUGGUCUUGAUAACUUUAAGCAUACAUAGAAUCAUAUGCUGAAUUUCCUUAUUAAAGCAUAGGGAGGAAAGUGUUAUAAAACUUUCCUGUUAUAGCGUUUCAUUUUUAUAUUUAUGUUAAUCUAUUUCUCACUGCUGUAUUAUACCGUAUAAGUCUUUUUGGAUAAAAGGUCCAACCCACUGGACGACCAAAUUCAGAGUAAGCGUAAACGACAAACAAGAAUCUAUCAGAGUUCCUCUUCCAGAAAAAAAAGCUCCUUCAUUCAAAACUCAACCCACUCUGGACUGAGCCAACCUGUUGAGCGGAUAGUACAGGGUAUUGCUUUCAGUCUCUAUAGAUCAGAUCUUUUGUCUACAUAUGUUAAGGGUUGUUCCUUUACAAACACAUUUUAAAACUCGACCAUUCAGUUUCUUUCUCAUUAAUAAAGAAUAAAACCACACCACCAUGAUGAAGACUUUGGCACUAGUUUUCUUUGCAUUUUUGUCCCUUGUGUUGGCAGAAGGUCAGCAGACAAAAGAUGAGGACCCUUUCUCUUUCGAUUAUCACAGACUUCGGGUUGGGGGGCUGAUCCUGGCAGCAGUUCUGUGUCUGAUUGGCAUCACUAUUCUUCUAAGUGGCCACUGCAGAUGCAAAUUCAACCAGGACAAGAGGAGAAGAACAGGAAGUAAUGCUCAGCAGAUGCUCAAUGACACAGGAAGGGCCAGUGAAUGCUAAAAACAUGUGACCUGACCUGAACCAAUCAGAGGAGACGUCCACUACAACUUCCUUUAUCCCAAGUGCUGGUUUAUCUGAGGGACGAUUUCUCUUUAAAAUGAGUAACCUGAUACAAAGGCUUUCUGUGUUUUCACUGCCUCUUCCAGAUCAUAGAGGAGACCAUGUACCUGUUUUUCUGUUUUAUGCCAUUUUAUCUAUAUCGUUUACCAAAGUGAAAUGUUAAAAAUCAACAGCUGUUUUUUUAUCCUGUCAGUAAUUGUAUUAAUUUGACUUGUACUUGCACAAAAUAAUUGUACGGUUUACACAUUUCAAUUUCCUGACAGAAUUAACUAGUCAAAUAAAAAAUGAAAAAAUAUAAAUAUUUAAAGUUUUAUCAAUUCAAUGAAAUUCAGUUAGAUGGAAUUUUGUCAUGAAACCGAAAUAAGUAAAUAUUAAAAACAUGCUAAAAAUAAUAUUCGUUUUUUUUUCUGAGAAUGUUUGGGCAAUGGCAGUAGCUUAAUUCAGUCACAUAUGGAAACCUAUAACCAAAUAUUACUGUAAGCUGUAGUGAAGUUGCUGUCUAGGAUUUGUAGCUGAAUAAUUUUAGUCUAUAUAUAAAUAUAUAUUCUUUUUAAUUAUGCCAUCAAAAACAAAACAAAACAAAAAACAAGUAAUAUUUACAUCUCUAUGUAGGCCUACUGAAGAUAAGGGCUGCAUCUGAAAGCUGGAAAAUCAGCCUUUGGAGGCUGUUUACAGAGAUAGGAUGAAAAUAAGGUGCCUGAAAAACUGUUCUGAGGCCAGUUUCCUUAAGAUGUCCAUUCAUACAAAACAUUCUUAUUUAAGCUACUACCUGAUUAUUUCUGAUGCUGUCAUCAUCAUGUGCUUGAUUUAUUGUCAUUUCAACCUGUUCAUCAUAAACAUUAGAGAUGUAUUAAGAGUUUUUUUUACCUGUGUGUGAAAAUUUUCAGUAUCAAUCACAGAUAAACUAAAUUAACUAACAGCUGAACUUAACAGCUGUACCUAACAAUAUUGUCUGUUCUUCUAUGUCCAUCUGACUGAUAUCAUGUCCUAUUCAAAUGCGAUGCCACACUUUUCCAUUGGUAAAUCAUUUGUUUUUCCUCAAUGAAAGUGACAAUGCUUUGCAAAUCGACAAAAUAUAAUUAUUUCAAACAGGUUUGAAUAAUCGUUUGCAUAAGGUAGGUGAACACAUAUCCUACUGAUGAGACAGUUGAACAGCAGAACAUUUAUUCAACAGCGCCCUCUGUUGAUUGACAUUUGUAAUGUCUGGCAAUUGUUCUAAACAUCCUCUUGUAUAUUUAGUGUAUUUUGCAUAUUCAUACAUUUAAUUAAGUAAAUCCUUAAAGGAAUAUUUAA